AUGAGCUUGAAAGAAGUAUUCAAACAACAUCCAUGGAGGUCAUUUAAGAAAUUCAAUGAAGCUGCAAAGAGUUGGGGAUUUACUAACAGAGCUGAAGUGAAAAGGUUCUUUGACAAAAAUGUUGUACAUCAAACAAAAAUAAACCCUUACGACUACUUUUUACCAAUUUACUCCAACGCUCCUGACGCAUACCAAUUUGACACUCUCAUUCAAAGCAGAAAAGGAGGACAUAAACCAUUCCUCAUCUUCAUUAAUGUUAACACUCGUAAAGCAUAUGCAUAUCCAAUGAAAAAUAAAGGAACUCAUGAAGUGUUAAGAGUUUUACAAAAGUUUGUAGCAGAACAUAGCCCAAGUACUUUAACAUCAGACCAAGACAGUGCUUACCUCAGCAAUGAAAUCACAGAUUUUCUCAUUAAGCAUAACAUAACUCACUACACUACUGAAGACCAUAACCAUAACAUACUCGGCAUCAUAAACCGCUUCAUAAGAACGCUCAGAGAUUUAAACCAAGAGCGAGACUUUACCGAAGAAACAAUGAAACAUUUUCUCGAAGUAUAUAAUUCCUCAACACAUUCUACAACAGGACAUACACCAAAUUCAAUGACACAACAACAAGAAGAAAA
Messenger RNA from Trichomonas vaginalis G3, 623 nucleotides. RefSeq names its product integrase core domain containing protein family. The annotation marks the transcript as partial. The transcript has a single exon. Lineage: Eukaryota; Parabasalia; Trichomonadida; Trichomonadidae. Gene Ontology annotation, biological process: DNA integration. The record is from RefSeq and is a predicted model, not a curated record. Gene Ontology annotation, molecular function: nucleic acid binding.